Molecule: messenger RNA, 1293 nt
Organism: Fomitopsis serialis
Lineage: Eukaryota; Fungi; Basidiomycota; Agaricomycetes; Polyporales; Fomitopsidaceae
Product: kinase-like domain-containing protein
Exons: 5
Coding region: 1-1293 (430 amino acids)
Biological process (GO): protein phosphorylation; intracellular signal transduction
Cellular component (GO): cytoplasm
Molecular function (GO): protein serine/threonine kinase activity; ATP binding
Source: RefSeq, a predicted model, not a curated record
AUGCAACAAAGAGGGAACACGCUCACGUAUGAAGAGCAAUCGCAAUGGCGGUUCCCGAUCCUCAUCCAUGAUCCAGUGUCUGGAGAUUGGGUCACUUUGAAACCCAAAAACGACUGGAGUGUUACGUCGGUUGCAUACAAGUGCCCCCUCAUUAUCAGUGAGGUGGUCUCACAGGACAAUGUGGAGGACCGAUGGCGGAUGCUGGUCGAAGCUAUCGUCGCCGCUCGUGUUGGACAUCAUCUUCGGAAGACUACCUCGCAAAAGCCGUUCUUCGUCACUGCAAUCUACUUCACCAAGCAGCUUGAAGCGGAGGUAUACGUGUUGCAUCAGGCCAGCAGCACCGAGCCCCGGGUCAACUACUUCAAGACCACAUUUGAGUUGUCAUACGACUCAGAUGCCGUGAAUUUCCUGCGUAGCUUGUACAUUCUGCGGAAAGUCGCAGAGGAGUCCAUUGCGGAGUUGGACGACACGAUGACAAGACUUCUGUCCGAUGUUGAUGCAGCCGCUAAGCCUAUGCACUCCUUCACAAGCCGGCCGAACGUGGGCAGAACACCGAGGGCCUCUCACCAGCGAGUCCGCCCUCCUCUCCCCAUCAUCGGUGAACACCGUGACGAUGAUGAGCCCGAAGACGAAGAAGCAUGUUACGAGGGGUUCGAACACCUGGGGGUUUUUAUGUCUACUGAAGUCCGUGCACUGGCGCGCAAGAUUUAUCGCAAACCGACGCUGCUCACCAUGGCAUCGGGGCGUGACGAUCUGGCACUGAUCGAACUUGCCGCCAUUGAACCCCCUACCAACCACAUCAUCAGACCUACCGACUACUUGCCCACGGACAAGGGCACGGUCAUCUUCAUGCCGGCAGUCGGUCAUCCCAUCACCGACCUAGAUUUGACCUAUCUUUGGAAGCACGUCGAUGAGAUCGCCCGCGAGCUGUUCGAAGCGGUGGCUUUCCUGCACGCACACAACAUCGCACACCUGGACUUGAAGCCCGAGAACAUCGUGAUACCUCCCACGGGCGGACGACUGACCAUCAUCGACUUCGGUUCCGCCAUGCGCGUGAAGAGCCCCAAGCCGUGGUACAAGGGAUGGGUAAGAGGGACGAAAGGGUACAUAGCCCCCGAGGCAGAAAAGGGAGAGAGGUUCUGGCCGCUACGGGCGGACGUGUAUUCACUCGGUAGGGUGGCGCAGGAAAUGUCUUACGACGCGGGGUCCAAGCGGCUGAUGGACUUCGCGGACAAGCUUGUGGUAGACGAUCCACUGAAGCGGCCAACGAUGGAGGAGAUCGUGUGUAUGUGA